AUAUUAUUUUCAUUUUUAAUGCUUCGCGACAAUUUUUUGUUUAUGUCUUUUGUUGACGGGUUUUUGUCGUUUGUAAACUAGUUAGAAAAAUGCUUUGGUGUCUGAUAUACGAGCCAAAUGGCAUUAUCCAUGAAAUGCACUUGAAUAAAAACGCUAAGGGACAUGAAUGCUUCGAUAAGAUUUGUGAAAGACUAAAGCUCUACGAAAGAGAUUACUUUGGUUUGAGAUACAAAGGACCAAAACGGACUGAAAUUUGGCUAAAUUUGCGAAACACGUUAUCGGGACAAGUGCACGGAAAGCCGCCGUAUCGUUUCUGGUUUCUGGUAAAAUAUUUUGUGAAGCCUCAAGAAUUACAACAAGAAAUAACAAGACACCAAUAUUUUCUGACUUUGAAACUGUAUCUGAGACGCGGACGUUUCGACCUGACAUCUCUUCCUACGCGAAGUGUUGCUGAAGUUUGCGCGACAUUAGCCCAGGCAGAAACGGGAGACUACAAUCCGGACAAUGUGCCCGAUUACUCCACGUAUUUACCUUUGUAUAUUUGGUCUUUGCUAACGAAAUCUUGCGAUCUAAAAAAGGAAGUUUCAAGCGAGCAUAACAAACUUGUUGGUCAAACCGCACGGGUCGCAGAAGUGAAUUUACUGCAUCUAUUGUCAGUUGUUCACGGCUAUGGCAUUGAGACAUUUAAAGGUCGAUAUACGGCUGAUAAUUAUGGGAGGAAACUCAAGAUAUUGGUCGAUACAGAUGGUCUGAAAGUGUACAGCAUUAUCAGAGAGUAUGAUGCAAAAUUGGGCAAAGAAGUGGUUAGAAGCGUCCUCGACCGAAGGAUUCUGUAUGAAGAUGUUUCAACAGUGUCUUACAGCACACAUAAUUUUACUGUGGUCUAUGGCUCUGGUGUGAACACAACCAACCGUGUUGUUUUCAAACUGAAAAGUGAACUUAUGGCCAUUUCACUUUUCCGUUCAUUUACUGAAUUCCACACUUUCUUCAACUGCAGCACAGUCAAGAAAUCUGUCAUCGACCAAACCACACGAACAACAUUUGGGAAGUUUGUAACAAUAUUCCACCCACACUCCACAGUUGGCGAGAUGUAUUUGUUUGAUAUCCUACGCACAAGAAGGCAAGCAUACACUCGAUCUUGGAGUAUACUGAAUGAACAGCUGAAUGUCAACAAAAGAAGGCACCAACCAACAGAAGAUGGCUCCCAAAACCCAGAUUUCCGUCCAGUGCAAUCACCACUAUCUAAUCGACGUUCUGGAACCAAUGAUGACAUUGUCAUAGACAUUACUAAAUCCCCACGAGGAAAGUUCACAACACACGAAAAUCUUAAUGAACUGUCUAAUGAGGAUCUUAAGAAGAUCGUCAGAGACCUUGAAGAUUCUCGCAUUUGUCAAGUUUGUAUGGAUGAGGAAGUUGCAACUGCAUUCUGUCCUUGUGGACAUGUUGUUUGCUGUUCAGAAUGUUCCACCAUGUGCAGGGAAUGUCCAAUAUGUCGAAGUCAAAUCACAUAUGCACAAAGAGUCUUUUUCUCCUGUGAUUAGUGUUGAUUGUCAAGAUGUUCCAAAUCAUUGUCAUGGAAUUUUUCCAAUUACAUCUUGUCAUACUUUCAGCAUGUUAACCACAUUCCCCAAUGUUUAAAUUAAUACUGAUUGAAACUGCAAUAUAAUUGUACAGCUUAUUUUUUACAAUGUUCAUUCAAUGUAUAGUUAUAUUUAUAAUAUAUUGUUAAAUAGCA
This is a messenger RNA of Dendronephthya gigantea, 1735 nucleotides long. Its product is annotated as E3 ubiquitin-protein ligase MYLIP-like. Gene Ontology annotation, cellular component: cytoskeleton. Bases 90 to 1541 code for a protein of 483 amino acids. Lineage: Eukaryota; Metazoa; Cnidaria; Anthozoa; Malacalcyonacea; Nephtheidae. Gene Ontology annotation, molecular function: ubiquitin-protein transferase activity. The record is from RefSeq and is a predicted model, not a curated record. The transcript has 4 exons. Gene Ontology annotation, biological process: ubiquitin-dependent protein catabolic process.